GGGAGGAUUGAUGGAACGCGGAUAUCUUCGUGUCGUGCGUGCGGCUCGGCUGGGAGUUCCUCGCACGGUGUUUACUGUAUUGUUAGCCCCUCCUGCAAAAGGGCGCGAGCUUCUUUGCCCCUUGCGCGAACGCGGAGCGGGGCCAGCUUCCCGAGGAUCGUUCUCUCCUUUGCUCAGUCAGCGAGUGAGCGCGCGGCAGCCGCAGCCAGCAACUACUGUAAAAAGAGCCUCCUUUCGCUCCUCCUCCCUUUCUCCCCCCUCCCCAAUCUUGGAAUUGCCUCAGUCUUUCGGCAUGGGUAGAGGUUGAGAGACUGGAAGCAAAAAGAGAAAGGUAUUGCUGAGCAGAGUUAGCGAGGAAGCGACCGAGAAAAAACCCAGCUAGUAGACUCACGCUCUCGGACCACAGUCUAGCUUUGCCGAGCGCGCUCGCUCCGGAUUGUUGCCGCAUACAACCAGGAUGGGGCACGGGAAUCACCGAUCUCCGGGAGUUUCAGCUACUGGCGAGGAAUCUUUAGGGGCGAGACGGGUCCCUACCGCUGCUGUCCUCUUCGCUUUGCUUUUGAGCACCUUUAGCUCCGCUAUAGACGAAAAGAAAGUUUGUCAAGGAACAAGCAAUAAGCUAACUCAACUUGCAAGCGUGGAUGACCACUAUAACAACCUUAAGAGGAUGUAUGAGAACUGUGAAGUAGUGCUUGGCAACCUGGAAAUCACUUAUGUGGAUUACAAUUAUAACCUUACCUUUCUAAAGACUAUACAAGAAGUGGCUGGCUAUGUGGUUAUAGCAAUGAAUGCAGUGAAAACUAUCCCUUUGGAGAAUCUCCAGAUAAUACGAGGAAACACACUUUAUGAAAAUGCUGCACUAGCAAUUUUAUUAAAUCACAAUGGUACAAAGGGACUUAAAGAGCUGCCAUUAAGACGGUUGGCAGAAAUUCUAAAUGGAGGAGUAAAGUUCAGGAGUAACCCUUACCUCUGCAACAUGGAAAAUGUUCUGUGGGAUGACAUUUUUGAUAAAAAUAAUAUUCGGAGUUUUGUACAGUUUGACACCAACGAAAAAACAAAGGGGUUAACAGAAUCUCACAUAUCCUGUUCUCCUUGUCACCCGAAUUGCACAAGAGGGCAUUGCUGGGAUGCUGGUGAAGAGAAUUGCCAAAUAUUAACUAAGAUUGACUGUGCAGCACAGUGCUCAGGUCGAUGCAAGGGAAGAUUGCCAAGUGACUGCUGUCAUACUCAGUGCGCAGCAGGAUGUACAGGUCCUAAAGAAAGUGACUGCUUGGCAUGUCGCAAGUUUUGGGAUGAUGCAACUUGCAAGGAGUCUUGUCCAUCUUUACAAAUAUACAAUCCCUAUACUUAUCAGUUGGAAGAUAACCCAGAAGGAAAGUACAGUUUUGGAGCAACUUGUGUAACAAACUGUCCACAUAACUAUGUAGUAACAGAUCAUGGCUCAUGUGUCCGAUCAUGUAAUGCAGACUCUACAGAAGUGGAGCAGAAUGGCAUUCGAAAGUGUAAAAAAUGUGAUGGUCCUUGUAGCAAAGUGUGCAGUGGAAUUGGAAUAGGUGAACUGAAAGGUGUUCUUGCAGUAAAUGAAUCCAAUAUAGAUUAUUUCAAGAACUGUACCACAAUCAAUGGUGAUCUCACAUUUCUGCAUGCAUCCUUUUUUGGUGAUGAAUAUACAAAAACACCCCCUUUGGGUAUAGGAAAAUUGGAUAUUUUUAAAACUGUUAAAGAAAUCACAGGGUUUCUAUUGAUCCAGGUUUGGCCUGAAAAUGUCACUGAUUUGAGUAGCUUUGAAAAUCUGGAAGUAAUACGAGGUAGAACAAAACAAUUAGGUCAAUAUGCUCUUGCAGUAAUCAACCUGAAUAUCAAAUCUUUGGGACUACGGUCUCUCAAAGAAAUAAGUGAUGGAGAUGUAGCCAUUUUGAAAAACAGCCACCUUUGCUAUGGCAAUACAUUGGAUUGGAAGAAACUUUUUGUAACACCAAAACAGAAAAUAAAAAUAAGCAAAAAUGGAAAUGAAAGUGAAUGUGCUGCCACAGGACAAGUUUGCCAUCCCCUCUGCUCAAAUAUAGGCUGCUGGGGCCCAGGACCCUUCCAGUGCUUUUCUUGCCGUUAUUUUAUCCGCCAACAGGAAUGUGUAAAACAUUGUAAUAUUUAUCAAGGAAUGCCUCGAGAAUAUGAACAAAAUUCGGAGUGCUUUCAGUGCCAUUCAGAAUGCCUUGUGCAAAAUGCAACUGAACCAUAUUUAACUUGCACAGGACCUGGUCCUGGCAACUGCCUGAAGUGUGCUCAUGUAAAAGAUGGUCCACAUUGUGUUAAAUCAUGUCCUGCUGGCAUUUUGGGAGAAAAUGAUACCUUAGUCUGGAAAUAUCCAGAUGAAAAUUUAGUAUGUCAGUUAUGCCAUCCGAAUUGUGUUCGUGGAUGCAAAGGACCUGGACCCGAAGGCUGUCCUAAUGGAUCUAAACUCUCAGCCAUUGCAGCUGGAGUUGUUGGGAGCAUUCUUUGCUUAGUUGUUAUAGCCCUGGGUAUUGGUCUUUUGGUGCGUAGACGACGGAUUGCUAAAAAACGUACUUUGCGCAGACUGCUGCAAGAAAGAGAGCUUGUUGAACCUUUGACACCAAGUGGGGAAGCACCAAACCAAGCACUUCUAAGAAUCUUAAAAGAAACAGAAUUAAAAAAAGUAAAAGUACUUGGCUCUGGAGCUUUUGGUACUGUCUAUCAGGGUCUCUGGAUUCCAGAAGGAGAAAAAGUUAAAAUUCCUGUAGCCAUUAAGGAAUUAAGAGAGGCUACAUCACCCAAAGCUAACAAAGAAAUUCUUGAUGAAGCAUACGUGAUGGCAAGUGUUGAUAACCCCCAUGUGUGCCGUUUGCUGGGAAUUUGCCUCACAUCAACUGUCCAACUCAUCACCCAGCUUAUGCCCUAUGGCUGCCUUCUUGACUAUGUUAGAGAACACAAAGAUAACAUUGGAUCCCAGUACCUUCUCAACUGGUGUGUGCAGAUUGCAAAGGGAAUGAAUUACUUAGAGGAACGUCGUUUGGUACACCGUGAUUUGGCUGCUAGAAAUGUCCUUGUUAAGACUCCCCAGCAUGUAAAGAUCACAGACUUUGGUUUGGCCAAAUUACUUGGUGCAGAAGAGAAGGAGUAUCAUGCUGAAGGAGGCAAAGUUCCAAUUAAAUGGAUGGCUUUGGAGUCAAUUUUGCAUCGCAUUUAUACCCACCAGAGUGAUGUUUGGAGUUUUGGUGUCACUGUUUGGGAAUUAAUGACAUUUGGAUCUAAACCAUAUGAUGGUAUUCCAGCCAGUGAUAUUUCCUCUGUCUUGGAGAAAGGAGAGCGAUUGCCUCAGCCCCCCAUAUGUACAAUUGAUGUGUAUAUGAUCAUGGUCAAAUGUUGGAUGAUUGAUGCCGAGAGUCGUCCUAAAUUCAGGGAGUUAAUAGCAGAAUUCUCCAAAAUGGCUCGAGAUCCACAACGCUAUCUCGUCAUACAGGGAGAUGAAAGAAUGCACCUGCCCAGCCCAACAGAUUCCAAAUUUUACAGGAGUCUAAUGGAAGAAGAAGACAUGGAGGAUAUUGUGGAUGCAGAUGAAUAUCUAAUUCCCCAUCAAGGAUUUUUCAGCAACCCAUCAAACUCACGAACACCUCUCUUAAGCUCAUUGCAGGGCCAUCCAGUGAGAGAAGACAGCUUUGUCCAGAGAUACAGUUCAGAUCCAACUGGAGUUUUCCUAGAUGACAGUCUGGACGAUGGUUUUCUGCCUGCUCCAGAAUAUGUAAAUCAGCAAGUGACCCCAAAUGAAUCUGCUUCUAUGGUACAAAAUCCAGUCUACAAUACUUUCUCCCUUCCCAUUGAUCCAAAGCCUAUGAAUGAUUCAAAUCAUCAAAAGCUGCAUAACACAGCAGUGGAUAACCCAGAAUAUCUCAACACAAGCCUCUCGCCUUCGGCUAACACAGUUUUUGAUAGCUCUUCCUAUUGGGACCAGACAGCCAACUACCAAAUCAGUCUGGACAAUCCAGACUAUCAGCAAGACUUCACGCCCAGAGACAACAAGCCUAAUGGCAUUGUUAAACUUCCUCCAGCUGAGAAUCCAGAAUACCUAAGGGUAGCAGUGCCAAAAAAUGAAUACAUUGAAGCCUCAGCAUGACCGUGGUAAAGACUUUAUAUAGUCUCAACAAUGCAGGAAAGAAACACAGAUGAAAGAGUUGUUUGCUAUAUAGAAACAGAUUAUGGUUAGAUUAAAAAUCAUAAUUACAUUUUGUAGUACACUUUUAUCUUCCAAGUGUCUGUAUUGUUUCAGCAAGUUUGCCUAGAACUUCAUUUAUUUCUGUGUUUACAAAAGAUGCAACAAAGAAUCAAGAAAUAUCAACAAGCAAGCAAUGUUUUUUUCUUAAGCUAUAUACAAGCCCAACCUUUUUCUGAAUAUUAACUAUUGUAAUAAGCAUCCGUCUUAAGCCCUUUUGAUACCAUAUCUUUUAUAGGUCAUUUGUAGUACUUCUUUUAAAAAGCCUUUAUGACAGUAAGUGACAAGGUUAUGCCAUAUGGAUCAUAGUGAGAGGAGCACAGGGUAAGUGGGGGGACUUAAGACUCAGAUCAUUUUAUUUGCAAUAACAAUAGUACUCUUUAAAAUGUGGAAAUUCUGCUUAAUAUAACCUUUGAUUACAUUGGGAGAAAGAAUUCUUAGUUCUUCAUACAACAUACACUGCCACUACUACUGCUGGGAAGUUCUGCAAGUUUCAAUUCAAGAAUGUUGAUAAAAUUCAAAAAGUUAAGACAGUCAGGAAUGAUUAUCAGGUACUCUGUCACGUGUUUCUGUAAUACUCACUGUAGGAAUGAGCAGCAUUGUUGUCUGUGGGGUUUUGUGCUUAUAUCUUAGUUUCAUGAUUUUUAGAGAUAUGAAAAAUGAACAAACAUCUGUAAAUGGAAAACAUUGAUUCUUGUUUUGCACAUAAAAACAUUCCACUUCACUGCCUUGCUGAUGGGUCUUGGGGAAAUCUAUUGCAAAAGCUUUAAAAAAUUAUGCUGUGACUGAACAUCCAUUUAUCAUUAUGCAGAAAUUAUUGGUAGAGAAAAAUAUUAAUCUUGGAAAUAAUUGCAUUGAGGCAAAAUAUUUCUGUACCAAGAUUCAGCAUUACAUGAUAAAUAAAACCAGUUAAUUUGCAUAUGAAGCAUAAUUCAGAAACUUCAUUUAAACAGGUAAAUUAACUUAUUUUCCCAAAAUAUCCCAUCAAUGUAGGAUGAUUUUCAGGCCAACCUGAUCAUUAUAUAUUAAACUGAUGUUCUAAUACAGUGCUGAUAUCUAUUUUACUCAGAACUAAGUCCAACUGAAUUCAAUACAGUUGUCUCUCUAAUAGUAUAUAGGAUUGCAAUCUACUAGUGUAAUCCAGUAAAGGCCUAAUUCUAAAAUAAGAUCUAUUAAAUUUAGUGAGAUUUAUUUCUGUACUAGUAUGCAUAAUAUUGUAGCUUGACUAAGCAUGGUUCCAUUGACUCUCUGUGGCAUACUGUCUAAUACUGUUAUCCCUGUUAGUUUGAGUUUAUGACUUUGAUAUAAAACCACUAUAUAACAAUUUCCAUAUUGUUCAAAUAAUGCUGAAUGUAAUCAUUAGAAUCCCUGCCUUAAUUACAAAUGAAAAAUCAUUGAACAAUAACUAUUCCUCUUUUUAAUGAUACUAUAAAUUCUGCUAGUAAAAUACAUGUGAAAAUAGUCCUGGGUAUAAUUUAUUAUGUUGGAUUAUGGCAUUUCAUAUCCCAGGAAAUAUAAGGUAAAAAUAAUCACAUAGUGGGGGGAAAGCAAAUCACACACAUGAAUGUAUCAUCAAAAAAUUGGUGAUGUUCUAAAUAGUUCGCUAUGAAGCACCAAAUCAUCAUGAAUAUCUAUUCUUUACAAUGUUGUUAACUUGGCUCUGGGUAAUGGAAACUAAAGACUGUGGAAACUAUAAAUAUAUCUUGAAACUCUGAAUUGGAGAAAACAAAUCCAGUAAUUUAUUCUGAACGUAUUUGAAAUAUUUUACAUAUUAAUUGCAUAGAAGAGACAAAAAUUCCUUUCCAGACUUAACUGUGCCUGCAUAUAUGCUGAUGAUGGAGGCUAUCUGUUUGAUUGUGUCAAAUUUUCAUCAAUUCUAUGAACCAUCUCUCUCCACAUUGUAUGACUUCUUUUACUUGUAUUAUGGUCUGGCAGUGUUGGCUUUGAUUAUAUCUAGCAACCAUGUUUUUAUAGUGGCCUCAUUUCCUUUUACGAAUGAUUCCAAACUUAACUGCCUUUUCCAGUGAGUUUAAUUGUAUGACAUCGCCAAAAUAUAUAGGGUGAAAUGAUUCCAGCUCUAUGUUUAGUUUUAUAUACCCAAUAUUUGCUUGUUUGUCACAUUUGCUGUAUAAGGAAUGUGCAAGAGCCUUCUCCAACACCACAUCAUGAACAAGUCAAUUUUCUUCCUGGUCAGUUUUUUUCAAAGUCCAACUUUUGCAGCUAUAGGUAACUAUGAGAAACAUGAUAGUGUGAGCUAAUUCUUGUUUAGUUGCCAGAAGGUAUAUGUACUACAUACAUGCAAUGAGCUGUAUAUAUAUUUCCUGCUCUAAUUUGCAAGAAUUAGCCACAAUUCUGUACCAUUUUUAUGCAUUCUAUAUGCAUGAUGUCAAGUAAAUAAUUUAUCUUGCUUAUAUAACAGGAGGUAUACAAUGUAAAACCACUUUGGAUUGCUACAUGUAAUGAUUUUUUCCUUUGAAAAUAGAUACUGAUUCCCAAGAGAAAGUUUUGUGUAAAUCGUGAUUAUGUAUGAAGUCACUCUAAAUGCAAAAUAUUUUACAUUUCUGAACAAUGAUUUAAUUUUGGGGACUUGGUUAAUAAAAGAAGAACUAUUACC
Molecule: messenger RNA, 6839 nt
Organism: Notechis scutatus (mainland tiger snake)
Lineage: Eukaryota; Metazoa; Chordata; Lepidosauria; Squamata; Elapidae
Gene: EGFR
Product: epidermal growth factor receptor
Biological process (GO): negative regulation of apoptotic process; cell surface receptor protein tyrosine kinase signaling pathway; multicellular organism development
Cellular component (GO): signaling receptor complex; plasma membrane; basal plasma membrane
Molecular function (GO): epidermal growth factor receptor activity; epidermal growth factor binding; ATP binding
Source: RefSeq, a predicted model, not a curated record